AAUCUUAAAAUCCCCAAAUGUACAACAAGGAUAUUCGAAAUUUCAAUUGCUCACAUUUCAGCUGUUGAGUCCAGAUCACAGACAAUUGCUCGAAGCACUGUCCUAACAUCAACAACUGUUCCUCUUCAAAUUCAAUUCAAUAGCUCAAAUCUGCGAUUAAUUCUUCCGAUUUUGAUUUUCUGAUAAAUAAAUUGAUCGUAUGGAGAAAAAAGAGAAUACAGACGAAAAAAAGGUGGAAGAAGAAGAAGAAGUAGAGGCAAUUGAACUUGUUCUUUUUCAUGUUUCCGAAUGCUACGUUUACAUGAUUCCUCCACGGAAAACCGCAGCUUCUUACAGGGCGGACGAAUGGAAUGUCAACAAAUGGACGUGGGAAGGCACUUUGAAAGUCAUUAGUAAAGGAGUAGAAUGCAUUAUUCGGUUAGAGGAUAAGUCAACAGGUGAAUUGUAUGCGCGGGCAUUUCUGAGAGACGGGGAGCCGCACCCAGUAGAGGCUGUUAUUGAUAGCAGCAGAUAUUUCGUUCUUCGGGUUGAAGAGAGCAUUGGCGGGCGCCUUCGCCAUGCUUUCAUUGGUCUCGGAUUUCGAGAAAGAACUGAAGCGUAUGACUUCCAAGCUGCCCUUCAUGACCAUAUGAAGUACCUGAAUAAGAAGAAAACUGCAGAAGAGAUGGAGCAACAGUACCAGCAAACAUCUUCAGUUGACUAUAGUUUAAAAGAUGGGGAGACUUUGGUGCUUCAGUUAAAAAAUAAAAGUGGGGGCGGCAUAAAAUCAAAGUUUUUCGAGCAGGGAUUUAAUAAUCUUUCGUUGGAGGAUAAUAAGACGAAAAACGGAGAAAGCUCGGUUAGUAUCAAACUACCUCCUCCGCCACCUGGACCCCUCUCCCCUGUUAUUUCUCCUGAAAAGUCAUCCUCGGAAGUUACUCUAAAACUUAGCCUAGACGAAAAGAAGGAAUCUGAGUCGGAAAAUAAUCUACCGGAUGAAUCGGAAUCUUCUAAUAAAAAAGAAGCACAAGAUAUACCAGAUGAUGAUUUUGGUGAUUUUCAAGCAGCAGUGUAGUGAUUUGAAAUAUAUUAGCAUAUACUUUGUUUGUGCUUGUGAGUGUGCACACUGGUUGAAUUUGUAUAUGAUGGUUUAUAUUUGUUUCUAUGUCUUAUUUUUCUUGUUUUCUUACAUUCCAACAGUUUGUUUUUCAUUCAUGUGACUAACUGGUGCAAGAAGAAAGACAUUCGAAGUUUAUGGGAUUUUUGCUGUCU
This is a messenger RNA of Erythranthe guttata (spotted monkey flower), 1251 nucleotides long. Its product is annotated as Adaptin ear-binding coat-associated protein 1 NECAP-1. Gene Ontology annotation, biological process: endocytosis. Lineage: Eukaryota; Viridiplantae; Streptophyta; Magnoliopsida; Lamiales; Phrymaceae. Gene Ontology annotation, cellular component: clathrin vesicle coat; membrane. The record is from RefSeq and is a predicted model, not a curated record.